UCUCGUCGUUGUUGCUAUGACAUACGACACCGUCAGUCAGUCCAUGGAACGUACCAAUGGGAAAACAACGAUGGAACAGCGGAACAACGAUGGGGGGAUAGCAGCAACGACGGUCAACGAACAUCAGAUCGGCAAUAACACAGUGGAAAAUGCUCACAACAGCACCACCAACACUACCACUAUCACCACCAGCGCUGGCAACAACACAUCGGCCAUGCUUAGCAGUUUCCCUGUGGAUAAGCUCGCCUCCUUGAAUGCGAAAAUUUCUAACUCGAGAUGGGUGGUUCCGGUGCUACCGUCGCAGGAAUUGGACUGUUUGCUGGACGCAGCAAUUCAGCUCUCCACCUUAGGUAUCGAUGGCGAAUGCGAACCGUGCGUGCGCUUUUAUCAGAACGAGUUGGCCAUAUCGUUCAUCAACAUCCUGACGGAUGAGGCCGUCAUGUCGUGGAAGAAUAACAUUCAUGUGUGCAUUUUUAAGUCGUGCUGCAAAUUUUUGCUGCUAGCCUCCCUGCAUAUGGAGCGCGAUAAUCAACCGUUGUUGGAGCUGUUGGCGAUUGUGUUCGAUCCGGAGAACAAGUUUCACAUGCACAACAUUGCCCGGCAGCCGGAAAAUAUGAAUACACCACCCCCACCGCCUCCUCCACCGCCGGCACCACCAGCUACGUCGCUGGCGAAUCCGGUUACGUCGUCAACUUCAUCGUCUUCAUCGUCAUCGUCGUCGUCGUCGUUGCCGGACAGUAGCGAAAGCAGCACCACGACCAGCAGCACCAAUGUACCGGCAAGUGUUUCGUCGAAGCAGGCAGCCCAGCAGGACGAGAUUGCCAUGGUGAGCUAUGCGAAGCCACCGGUCGAAACGAAAAAUCCCCGCGGAUGGUUGUUCAACUUUAUCAAUCAGUUUGGUGUGUACAAUGGGUUUGAAAAUUUCCUCAAGCGUAUGACAGUCGCCAUCGAACAGCAUCAACGCGUGAGUGUGUGUGAUGAAAAGAUGGACAGUGGCGGUGGGGGAGAAAAGUGCAAAGGAAAGAUUUCCCUGCAGCUUCUGCACGCGUUGUUGCGUCCAUUUGGACUGUGCGCGGAGUAUCUUACGGUCGAUACGAUUGAGCGAUACCUUCUGCCUGGCUGCCGAUUUGUCCUAUCGGUGCUUGAGAGUCUCUCGGAUGCGGAGCUAAAGCGUGAGGUGGUGUUUGAGGGGAAGAACGAUUUCAUCACCGGUAUAGUGAAGUUUGCUCGUGCCUUGUUAACGCGUGUUCCUGGACAGGAGAGUCUUCUGAACGAGCUGGAAAUGGCCCGCCUAAAGAUCAUUCUACGCGUACUGCAGAUAUCGAGCUUCAAUGGGAAAAUGAAUGCACUAAACGAAAUCAACCGUGUGCUGAGCUAUGUUUCAAUCUAUCCCCACCGGGGGCUGAUUGCAGAAGAGGAGGGCGAUUUUCUUAGCGCAAAUCGGAUGGCCAUGUGGAUACGAAGUAACCGAGUGCUGGCGAUAGUGCUGCGGGACUCACUACAUCAGUCACAGUAUGUGGAAAAGUUGGAAAAGAUAUUGCGCUUUCUAAUCAAGGAAAAAGCGCUCACGUUCGACGAUCUGGACGCGGUGUGGAAUGCGCAGGAGGGAAAGCACGAAGCGAUCGCAAAGAACGUGCACGAUCUGUUGGCAAAGCUUGCCUGGGAUUUUAGUGCCGAUCAGCUGGACUAUCUGUUUCGGUGCUUUCAGACGAGCAUGCAAAAGUCCGCCAGCCGCAAACAGCGCGAACGACUGCUCGAACUGAACCGUCGUCUAGCGGAGGACGACAAAAACGGGAUGAUGGCACAGAAGGUGCUGAACAUGUUCUGGAACCUGGCGCACAGCUCCGACACGCCGCUGGAAGUGCUCGAGCAGGCACUGCAAUCUCACGUAAAGAUCCUGGACUACAGCUGCUCACAGGAACGAGAUGCGCAGAAAGGCAUUUGGCUUGUAAAGUGUGUGGAAGAGCUAAAGGGACGGGACGAAUGGGUGCUGCCAGCGUUACGAUUGAUCCGAGACAUUUGCUCACUGUACGACACCACGCCCAAUCAUACGCCGCGAAUACAACACACGAUGAAUCGUCAAAAAAUUAUCGAUCAACUGCAAAACGAUCACAAGCUAGUAAUACUAGUUACGAACAGCUUGACCUGCUACAUGAACCGUGUGCGGGCACUGGUGGCAGCGGAUUCGACCCUAAAGCCUGCCAAGCUCCGACUCGAUAAUCGCUAUCCCCACCCGCAACAGAUUCAAGAGCGGUUAGAUUUUUUAAAAUUUCUCCUCAAGGAUGGCCACUUAUGGUUAUGUGCGGAUCAGGCAAAGCAAAUCUGGAACUCGCUAGCAGUGAAUGCGGCAUUUGACAGCGAUCGCGAGGAAUGCUUUCGGUGGUUUAGUAAGCUGAUGGGCGAAAAUCCCGAUCUUGAUCCGGGCAUUAAUCGGGAUUUCUUUGAAAACAAUCUUUUAAAGUUGGAUCCGAUAUUGCUGACCGAGAACGGGAUUCGUUGCUUCGAGCGAUUCUUUCGUGCAGUCAACACCAAGGAAGAACGGAUUGUUUCCGCCAAGCACCACCAUCAUCGGAGCGCGUACGUUCUGUACAACAAUGGCGAGGAUCUAAUUGGAAAGGAUUAUUUAUGGCGCGUGAUUACGGCAGGACAGGAAACGAUCGCCAAUCGUGCGAUCAGCAUACUGAACGAGAUGAUGACGGUGGGACCUAGACAGUUGGCCGAUGUGAAAGCGUAUCACGAAGCAUUCAUCGAAGAGUGUUGCGAAAAAUUGCGGGCCAUGUUUCAGAGUAUGGAAAUGCUGUUGCGAGAGUUUCCUUCACCAAAGCCGGUGCAGAAGAAAGGGCAAGAGAAAGAAUUGAGUGCCGUCGCAUCAUCCACCGGGCUGGCGGUAUCAGGUGAAUUGAGCACCGAUCGAAUAGGCGAAGAUGAUGAUGCUGUGGGUAUCAAUGGAGAUGUCGAAAGGAAGAAGCUGCUUCUUGUCGAUCAAAUGUGCCGCAUGAUUCGCACGCUCCAAGAAUACAUCCGCGAGUGUGAUCGAAAGUUUCCUGGCGACCGGUUCGCACUUCCCCUGUGUCACGCCGUUCGUGGGCGACACGUGGAAUUAAUAGUAAAAUUUCAAACACCCGGCCGGCAGCUGGAUGAUAUAGAGAUGAUGAGUCACAGCAAUGAGACGAUGCAUUCUUUCAAGCGCAGUCUGCUGAGACGCAUUAAGGUACUGAAGGCAAACGAAAUCCGUGUCGAUUUGUAUGACAAUGGCACGAAUGAGCUUGUGAUGGUACCGGACGAGCAACAAACGCUAGCAUUUUAUGGCAUACGGGACAAGAUGUCACUGAUUGCAAAGCUCACACCCGUUUCUUCUGGUUUAAUGGCAGCCGGUUCGCCGGACAGUUCCAGUGAGAGUAGUUCCGGAUCACCACCAAGAAAUUACGUAGAUCCUAUUAAGCAGAGCUAUCAUCAACAGCAACAUGGCCACCAUUUUGCUCACCAGCAGCAGGCGUCGAUGAUGCAGCAGCAACAGCAUCAUCCAAUCUAUUUGCACGGCCAAAAUGCGGCAGUUUCGGCGCAAGCUUACCAACAGCAACAUCAUCACGCUCGCCAUUUCUUGCAAUCCGGCUCAGAAACGGAAGACACAUUACCGGGGGUGGUGAUUUCCCAAAAGCCACAUUACACAAACUUCUUUCUGCAAGUUUACCAGCUGGCCAACACGCUGGAACAUGAUCGUCUGCGUGAUGGUGUGCGGUCAUUGCUUCAUCUGCUUCCGUUGGAUCGGCUGACCGUGGGUAAUUUGUAUGAGGUGUUCAAUACCUCCCAAGGUGCAAUAGAGGAUGUGAGGAAGGUGGCAAUGGACGCAUAUAUGACCGCUGCUGGUUCGGGCGGAGACUUGGAUCGAGUUGGUCCGGGAGGUGUGGCAAAGGAGAGUGAAGCUGAAUUAAAGGCUGUGAUGGAUGCGGCAGAGUUGGAGUCGCUGGAAACAUUUAAAUCGUUAUUUCUUACUCCACCGCCGGUUCAAAUAUUGUACAAUCUGGAGGUGCUAGAGGCAAUGCUGCUUCCCGCUAGUGUGAAUCCUUUACCAGCCCCAGCCCAUCAAACCAACACAGCCACCGCAACAAACACAAACAGCAACGUGAAGGAUUUCGGUGGAAUGGGUCCCGAUGUUACGGUGGGUGACAAUGGAGCCGCAUUAGGAUCCGUGCUGGAGUUCCAGUACGCGUGGUUUAACUGUGGAGCAGCCGAUUUUAUAGUGGGAUUGCUGUCGGAAGAAACCUUUCUGGCCGGUGCCGAUCGACAUACGAAACGGGCGAGUUAUCGGUGUAUUAUGCGGCUGGUUAAAUUUUACUUCCUUACCGUCGGUUAUCUCGUACCUCCGCCGACCUUCUACGAUCAAAUGCGUCAGUACGAGCAGUUUCAAACUCAGCUGAGACGGUACACGCUGCUGCAUAAUAUGCUUCGUGGUGGAUUGCGCUACGAAAACACUUUGAAUGGCUUUGCCAAACGGUUAGCUUCGUAUGUGUUGCAGUUGGAUAUACGUCCAGGUAUGGUCGAUAGUCAAGAUCUUGUUUCUUCCCUGUACCGUGGUGAAUGGACCUUUCCAACCGUUCGCACUAUAAAAGCUAUAAUGGAGGUAGCGUUGCGAGUAUCGAAGGAUUGGGAACCAGUUUCGUGGGAUUCGCUGAAGGAGCGCGCAUUCAACACACGCUUUGGUUCAGUUGAUGGUAGCGGUGGUGGUGGUGCCGAUCAGACGUCUGGGAAUGAUGUAGCCGAUGGCGAAAGUAAGGAUGCAUCAGGUGAAAACACGGCAGAAGAAAUUAGUGUCACCAGCAAGCGUAGAUACAGCACGAGCAGCAUUGGCAGUAACUGCAGUAGUGGUAGUGAUAGCAGCUCCAGCAGCUGCUGCAACAGUAGCAGCAGUAAUUCCGCCGGCCUUGGAGUAGCGAUGCAGCAACAACAUCACCCACAGCAACAACAGCAGCAUGUACAUCAACAACAGCAUCACCAUAACCAUCAUCGUGAUCACGAUCUGCAGCUAGUGGGUAUCGUCGAUCGUACCCAGGACUAUGAAGUGCUUCAUGUCGCGCUGGAAGUGAUGGGAUUGUCGCUUACGUUGCAUUCGGAUGCGGUGAAAGCGCUCAACAAGGAAGACGGGCUUUGGGAUAGCUUUUUGGGGUCAUUGCUGUUGUUAAAUCCGUCCGCUAAAAUGCGAACGUUGGCGCGCGAACAGUUGCUAGCUAUGCUGUCUGGUGAAGUAUCCGAGGAGCUGCUACAAUCAAUCGUUGGCGUGCUGUACAAUAUAUGGCGCAAAGUGAACCAUCGAACAGAGACGUGUGCCGAUUAUCUGCAACUAUUUGCACAGCUGCUCCAAUCAAAGGAACGCAACGAUGCGGUAGCAACUCCAAUCGAUGUCGAGGAGCUGUUGCAGACGGAGGUUAAAUGGUUGUACUGGGUGCGGGACAAUGUGGUGGAACAUGGCAAAACGCUUGUGCAUGAAGAUAUUUUGGAAGGACAUCUGUGCCUGACCAGAUCCCUCGUGUUUCACAUGAAACCGGUCGAAAAGCGUCGUUUAAACGCAUUGUUAAUGGACCUGGUGAAAGAAUUCGUCUUCAACGCGUCAUUCCAGUACAUUUACUAUCGGCACCGAAAGGAGAUACAUUUUCAACUGCCGCCACCAGUGUGUCGCACACCACGCACUAUUUCUGCUGCCAUGGACUUGAUCGUAGCACUAAGUCACAAUUCCGUGGAACUUACGACCACAAUUUCUAUGAUGUUGAAUGAUAUGUUUUUCGAAGAUAUCGAACCUGUCCGCGAAUGGGAGUAUUUGCCACCGGAUGCACCAAGGGCACUGCAUGGGUUCUGUGGGUUAAAAAAUGCAGGUGCCACGUGCUACAUGAAUUCAGUUUUGCAGCAAUUAUACAUGGUUCCGGCACUGCGUAACGGCAUCGUACGAAUUCAUCAGGCCGUCAUCGAUCACAAGGAAGAUUUCAACGAAGAUCCGGACGGGCAAUCGUUGCUCGGCAUCCAGAAAGAUGACGAUGGAGGAAAAAACUAUCACAUUGGAAUACUGAAGUAUGUGAUGGUAAUCUUUUGCUAUCUUGGACAUAGCGCUUUACAGUAUUACGUACCUCGGGGAUUGUGGAGACAUUUCAAAUUGCAAGGAGAACCAGUCAAUCUACGUGAGCAGCAGGAUGCGGUUGAAUUUUUUAUGUCCCUUUUUGAAAGCAUUGACGAAGGUCUGAAAGCCCUAAACUGCGAACAAUUAAUGGCUGCCACACUGGGUGGAUGUUUUAGCGAUCAGAAAAUAUGCCAAGACUGUCCGCACCGGUACAGCAAGGACGAACCAUUUAGUGUACUUAGUGUCGAUAUUAGGAAUCAUAGCUCGCUAACGGAUUCGCUGGAGCAGUACGUUCGUGGUGAAAUACUAGAAGGUGCCGAUGCGUACCACUGUGAUAAAUGUGAUGAAAAGGUCGUUACAGUGAAACGGCUGUGCGUUAGCAAACUGCCGCCCGUUCUAGCAAUACAGUUGAAACGUUUCGAAUAUGAUUAUGAACGAGUGUGCGCUAUCAAAUAUAAUGAUUAUUUCGAGUUUCCCCGCGUGCUGGAUAUGGAACCGUAUACGGUAUCUGGUUUGGCGAAGCUGGAAGGUGAAGUUAUAAAUGUCGAGCCAAAGCAAGAAGAGCAAGGAUCAACACGCUACCAGCUGACCGGCAUAGUGGUUCACAGUGGUCAGGCUUCCGGCGGCCAUUAUUACAGCUACAUUCUGCACAAGAAUUACGCCAACGGUCAAAAGAAGUGGUACAAAUUUGAUGACGGCGAAGUUUCGGAAUGUAAGAUGGAUGACGAUGAGGAGAUGAAAACGCAAUGCUUUGGUGGUGACUAUAUGGGCGAGGUGUAUGAUAACAAUCUGAAGCGCAUGCAGUACCGUAGACAGAAGCGUUGGUGGAACGCGUACAUGUUGUUCUACACGCGCAAUGAUGUGUACUAUGCGAAACCACCGAAGAAUGCAUUCUGGUGGCGACUGAACUCCGGUCCGCAAUCGUCACACAACAGAGCCCAAGCCAAGUCAACGGUAGAAAGUCUAUCGUUAGCGCAGAGCGAACAUUACUAUUUCAACAUGGAACCGAAUGUAGAACGUUGCAUACGAAUCCAAAAUAUUCGAUAUUUGCACUCUAGAAUGCUGUUUUCGACAGAGUUUUUCACCUUUAUGAAGAAACUAACAGAAUUCCCGAUUAAACCAAAGAAUAAAGUACCAGUGUGGUUACUUCUGAAAGGAUUAGAGGAUGUUUGUUUGCUGAAAGUGCGGCUGGCAUCAAAGUUUCUAUUUCACACGGGCUUUAAAACGAAGAAGACGAUCCGAGGGCAAGUAAUGGAUUGGUAUGAAAUUUUCCGAGUGCAGCUAGAAGGAUUCGUGUUUAUACGGAAAUGGUUUGCCGAGAAUGUAUUGUUGGAUUCGCCUGGCCGCUUGUGUGAAUAUUUGCUGGCUGCUCCACUGCCCGAGAUUCGUUCUUGCUUUGCGAAGCUUAUCGUUUCCUUCUGUCACUAUUCGGCGGAGGACGAACCGGUUGCAUGCUUCGAGGGCAGCAAUCUAUGCGAGCAAGUGUUGAUUGCCGUGCUUGGUCUUUUAAAAUCGGACGUUCCGGAGCAUGGUAAACAUUUGCCGCACUAUUUUAGUCUUUUCUCCAUGUACGCUGGUCUGGGGUACAGAGAGGAAUGUCAGCUAAUUAAGCUAAACGUGCCAGUGCUUUUCAUGAGAGUAGCAAUGGACGAUGGAACCGGCCCGACGAUAAAAUAUCAGUAUCCAGAUCUGAGCAAAUUGCACCACGUCGUUUCGCAUCUGGUACGAUCGAUGGAUGUCUCGGCACGGUGCCGAAGCGCUAUAAGCGGAACAGCCGUGCUGCCAAACAAAUACAUCAACGACCACAUAACCCGAAAAAACACAUUGAUUCCUAUGUCUGAAGAUUGCAUAGAUUAUCUUUACAAUAGAACUGGGUACAUUAAACGAUUACUGGAGGAUGUGCAUGUAGGAGAGGAAGGUUUUAAAUUACUACAAUACUGCUGCUGGGAGAAUCCUCACUUUUCUGGUAUAAUUCUAAUGGAGCUCCUGUUCCAGUGUGAUUAUGUGUACUGGCACGACAUGAAACACUAUACGGAUUUGCUGCUGCACAUCCUGCUUAUCGAAGACUCCUGGCAGGGUCAUCGUAUAAUGAACGCAUUAUUGGGUGUCGGUCAUGAUAGAGACGGUUUGCUGGAGAUUAUCAGGCGCAGCAAACUAAACUACCAGAAACGUGCCUACCAAUGCAUCAAAUGUAUGGUACAUUUGUUCUCCAAGAGUCCAGUGGCACUGAACAAACUGCACACGGAUGCCGCACUGGCUAAACAGUGGACGCUGGCAAUUGAAUGGCUGCAGGAAGAGCUGGAAAAGCAUCGCACCACUGGCAACAGUCAGUACAACUACAAUUCGUGGUCUCCGCCAGCGCAAAGUAACGAUAAUACGAAUGGAUUUUUGUUGGAAAAAUCCCAAUCGGUUCGAGAUAUAUUACAAAUGGCAUUCGACCUGUGUCCGGAAGAGAUUCAAGACGCCGAAACGAUGGACCAUCAUCAUCCAGUCGUGUGCCAGGAAGGGGGUGUAAUACGGGCAGGAGACGAUGCUGGCACUGGAACGAUACAGGGAACUGUGAACGAGGUCGAAAAAACUCAACAAGUUUCACCUGUGGUGUCCGUUAUGGUUUCCACGGCUGGUACGAAUGUCAUGCCUGCACAUCCGACGAUAUCAUCAUCUACAGCCGGUGGAUCCGAGGUAGUAGUACCGUACGGUGAGGGUCAUAAUGGACAAAAUGUAGAACCAAUCGGGGAUUCAGGCGAUCCGGGCAGAUCGAGCACGAUGUCCCCGAAUGUGAAGCAACUAGUGGGCGUAAUAUCUAGCAUUGAUAUUAACUACGAUAACUAUUUGGAUCAACAAACGAAAGUCACUAAACCUCCGGUAUCGGUGGGAAAUAAUGCAAGCCAGCCGCAGUCAGCGCUUACGACACCGGUGUCAACUGCAUCUCCAUCUACGCAAUCGGCGGCACCCCAAGCCGUGACCGCGCAGACAACCUCGCAGAACACUGUGAAUAAAAAGGAUCGGUCCGGUCGUCCCGGUGAUGGACAAUCUUGCACCAGUUAGCAAAAAGAGAAAUGACACAUUUGAA
Molecule: messenger RNA, 9179 nt
Organism: Anopheles maculipalpis
Lineage: Eukaryota; Metazoa; Arthropoda; Insecta; Diptera; Culicidae
Gene: faf
Product: probable ubiquitin carboxyl-terminal hydrolase FAF
Exons: 16
Coding region: 17-9154 (3045 amino acids)
Biological process (GO): cell migration; protein deubiquitination
Cellular component (GO): nucleus; cytosol
Molecular function (GO): cysteine-type deubiquitinase activity; cysteine-type endopeptidase activity
Source: RefSeq, a predicted model, not a curated record